Pundamilia nyererei is the source of this 2259-nucleotide messenger RNA. The record is from RefSeq and is a predicted model, not a curated record. NCBI's taxonomy places the organism in Eukaryota, Metazoa, Chordata, Actinopteri, Cichliformes, Cichlidae.
AUGGCACUGGUUUCGACAGGGUCCAGUAAAACAGUGCAGUACCACUUCAUCAAUGAAACCCUGACUUGGUAUGAGGCUCAGAGGUUUUGCAAAAUAAAAUACACUGACCUGGCAACCAUAAACAACAUGGAUGAAGAAAAUCAGCUGGUCAGUACACUGGACAGUCAAGCGACCGCCACAUGGAUCGGACUUUACAACGGAAAGAACAACAGGUGGCUGUGGUCUGAUGGGAGCGGCAUGGCGAGCUUCACCAAAUGGAGCUCUGGUCAGCCAGACAACUAUGGUGGCAUAGAGUCGUGUGCAGAGAUGUAUGACAACAGCUUCUGGAAUGAUGAUUCAUGUGACGUAACCAAAGCUUAUGUGUGUUAUGAAAUUCAGCAGGAUGGCAGCAAGAAGUAUGUGGUUUACACACAGGUACAAACCUGGCAGAGCAGUCAAGAUCUGUGCAGGCAGAAGCACACUGAUCUGGCAUGUGUGCUUACAGACAAGGAAAAUGCAGCGAUUGCUGCAGUUACCAACAGAGUGUGGUUGGGUCUGUUUAAAGACUCCUGGGCUUGGUCAGAUGGAACAAAGACCUCCUUCAGGUACUGGAAAAGAGGCGGAAGUUAUAGUGGAAACUGUGCUUCUGUGGAAGGAUCACAGACGGGACGCUGGAUACCAGCUGACUGUAACCAGAAAGCAACAUUUAUCUGUCAAGGAGAUGCCAAAGUAAAAAAGAUGGUCAUAAGGAUGAAGGUGAAGUCUGAUGUGGAUCUCAUGGACUCCACUGCCUCCAGUCAACUCCUAAUGAAGAAGGAUACGACUAAAGCUGAAGAAUGGGCGAGAAAGGCGAUUGAAAGAGCUCCAAACAACUCUUACAUGGCUGACACUCUGGCACAAGUUUAUAAGAAACGCUUGAUUAAUCCCGUUGAGGAUAUAUUUAAAAAGGCCUUCCAAGCAUUUAAAGAUGUGGAGAAGAAAGCUGAGAAUGAAGCGCUCUCAGAGACAAUGGAGGCGGCUGAGGGUGAAAGCAGGUCUGAUACCUUCAACAACAGAGGCCGCUUUGGUUUCAUUCAAGUGGCAAAGUUAGCUUUUGGUAAACUCAAUGACUGCUCUGCAGAUAUUUAUCCAGAUAUAAAAACAAAAGUUGAAGAGGAGUUCAACUUUUUUGAAUGGUAUCUAACCUACUCCAAACCUGGCAUUAGUAUCUUGGAGCCAUAUUACUUCUGGAAGGAUGUUGCACUCUGUUAUGAGCACUACACAAACAGAAGAGCAGCAGACUCCACCAGCUUUCCAGGCCUCCUUGAUUUGCUGAACCACGGUCUUUUCAUGUCAAAGGGAAGACGUGCUAGAUUUAAGGAACCUGAAAUAACUCUUUCUGAUUUAGAAUCAAUUCAAGAAUGUCUGAAGGCUGCAUACGAGGAAAAUGUUGAAGAUAUCAAACUAGCAGAGAGCUACAUCCUCUCCAACAUCCUCUUAAGCAACAAGAAGCCAGAUUCUCCAAACCUCAGCCCAGUGAAUGAACUCAAAAACAUCAUUCACACAUUCUUGGAAGGAGAAGAAGGAAAUAGAAGACCUGAGUUUUAUCUUUUGGUGCUGAUGUUGUUUUGGCCUGAAAAUCAGCUUCAGGUGCCACAAAACAAGAACGAUGAAGAAGUCGCACAAAAGGCCACAGAGGACAGUAAGUCAGCAGACUCAGCCUGGGAGGACAAGGACACUGAUGAGGAACGAGACAAAGAACCUGGGGAACCUGCACAGCUUCCUGUUGACCUCAUGUUUGACAUCAACCUGCAACAGUAUGUCACAUUCAUGGAGAAAGCAUUUAAGAAAGCCGACUAUGCCAAGUACCUGCGAGGACGUUACUUGUUGCCAUUGUUUUUUCUGGGAAAAGGCUCUGGACUGAGCAAAUGGAUCCACAGAUCCAUGCUGGAUGCAAUAGUGGAGGAGAAGGUAGAUGCUGAGUUAAAGUAUAAACAAAAUAAAAAGGAGAAGAUGAGGCGGAUCAAUCAUCUGUGGCUCAGAGGGAAAGUGUGGCACAUUACAGAUAUCAGAGAUAUCCUACUUCCGGUUCAGAUCGAGCCACAUUCUUCUGCAGAGUCACAGGAGCUUGAAGAACAGGAAGUGUGUGUUUGUGUAGGAGACCAGAAAAUAAAGGCAAGAACAGAAGCUCAACCACCUGAAGCAACGCUGCCAACAAGGCUGUUCUACUUGGGCUUCACCAUUCAGGGUCCUGUUGUCUUUGAAGUUGGAGUCCUUAACUCUGAGAGUGACCGUCAGUGA